AUGGCUCAAACACGAGGCGCAACCGGCAAUUCCAAGCCACGCGUCUUCCCAACCAUUUCCACAGCGCCUUCGCGCAAGCCUCGCGCUGUCGGCACCAAGAAGACCAAACCUGUUGGUGUCACUAAGAAGCGCGCCCCGGCCACUCAUCACAAGAGAAAGCCAUCCAUCAAGGACAAGGUCGUUGGUGCUGUGGAGAAGGUUGUCGGUACCGUUGAACACAAGCCUGGCAAGAAAGCCGCAGGCACCAAGAAGAUCCGCGGCACUGAUGGCAAGAACAACAGGACCGCAAAGGUCGCCAAGAUCUAA
Exophiala bonariae is the source of this 306-nucleotide messenger RNA. RefSeq lists its product as uncharacterized. The record is from RefSeq and is a predicted model, not a curated record. The transcript has a single exon. The coding region runs from base 1 to 306 and encodes 101 amino acids. NCBI's taxonomy places the organism in Eukaryota, Fungi, Ascomycota, Eurotiomycetes, Chaetothyriales, Herpotrichiellaceae.